Molecule: messenger RNA, 2390 nt
Organism: Neogale vison (American mink)
Lineage: Eukaryota; Metazoa; Chordata; Mammalia; Carnivora; Mustelidae
Gene: ADORA1
Product: adenosine A1 receptor
Exons: 3
Coding region: 135-1115 (326 amino acids)
Biological process (GO): G protein-coupled adenosine receptor signaling pathway
Cellular component (GO): synapse; membrane; dendrite
Molecular function (GO): G protein-coupled adenosine receptor activity
Source: RefSeq, a predicted model, not a curated record
GCAGCACUGAGCGCCGCCAGGUGCCCAGAACUUUGGGCACUGCCUCCGGGACCCCCUGGUGGCCAGCGGGCGGGAUGGUGCCUGCCUCCUGACCUUUGGUGCCCCCCUGCUGAUGUGCCUGGCCUGCGCCUGCUAUGCCGCCCUCCAUCUCGGCCUUCCAGGCCGCCUACAUUGGUAUCGAGGUGCUCAUCGCCCUGGUCUCUGUGCCCGGGAACGUGCUGGUGAUCUGGGCCGUGAAGGUGAACCAGGCUCUGCGGGAUGCCACCUUCUGCUUCAUCGUCUCGCUGGCGGUGGCUGAUGUGGCCGUGGGCGCUCUGGUCAUCCCACUCGCCAUCCUCAUCAACAUUGGGCCACGGACCUACUUCCACACCUGCCUUAUGGUUGCCUGCCCUGUCCUCAUCCUCACCCAGAGCUCCAUCCUGGCCCUGUUGGCAAUUGCCGUGGACCGCUACCUCCGGGUCAAGAUCCCCCUCCGGUACAAGACGGUGGUGACUCCCCGGAGGGCGGCGGUGGCCAUCGCUGGCUGCUGGAUUCUCUCCUUCGUGGUGGGGCUGACGCCCCUGUUCGGCUGGAACAGGCUGGGGGAGGUGCAGCGGGCCUGGGCAGCCAACGGCAGCGAGGGCGAGCCCGUGAUCGAGUGCGAGUUCGAGAAGGUCAUCAGCAUGGAGUACAUGGUCUACUUCAACUUCUUUGUCUGGGUGCUGCCCCCGCUGCUGCUCAUGGUCCUCAUCUACCUGGAGGUCUUCUACCUGAUCCGCAAACAGCUCAACAAGAAGGUGUCGGCCUCCUCCGGGGACCCGCAGAAGUACUACGGGAAGGAGCUGAAGAUCGCCAAGUCGCUGGCCCUCAUCCUCUUCCUCUUCGCCCUCAGCUGGCUGCCUCUGCACAUUCUGAACUGCAUCACCCUCUUCUGCCCUUCCUGCCGGAAGCCCAGCGUCCUCAUCUACAUUGCCAUCUUCCUCACUCACGGCAACUCAGCCAUGAACCCCAUCGUCUAUGCCUUCCGCAUCCAGAAGUUCCGGGUCACCUUCCUUAAGAUUUGGAAUGACCAUUUCCGCUGCCAACCCUCACCCCCCAUUGACGAGGACCCCCCAGAAGAGGGGCCCCACGACUAGACUCCACCUUCUGCUCCCACCUGGCUGCCCACAUUGGGGGCAUCAGCCCAGUCCUACCUCCCCACUGGUCCCACUCCUGAGCCUUCCUGGCAGGGCUGUGGGGUGUGGGUGCCCUGCAGCUUGGGUCCUGGAGGAGGUUUGGGAGGGCGGUCCGUGGGGAAGGAACCAGGGAACCUGAGGAGAGGAGGAAAGUGGCUUGAGCCUCCCCAGCCGUGUGAACAUCAUGCGGAGAGCCCAGAGCUUUGGGCUGGAACGGACCUGGGGAGCCUGAGGCUGCAAAGGGGCCAUGUGGGCUGGGAGGGCAAGCUGGGGUUCCCAUGGCAGUUGGGGGAGCCUGCUUGUCUCUGGUGGUAGUGGGGCAACCCUGGGAAGCCUAAGGAAAGGAGAGGAUCCCCUCCAAGAUGGAGGGAGGGAGGGAGAGGAACUGGACAUCGUGGUCUUGCCUUCUCUUCUUGCUGUGGGAGAAGUUGGCAGAGCCACUGAGAGGCAGGAAUCAAGGAGACUCAGUGUCCGCCUCCCAGGACCCUGAGCUCCUAGCCAUGCUGGGUGCCUGGGUGCCUGCUCUCCCUGCCCUGAAGAACCCAGGUUUAUACUUGGGAGAGGCAGAAAGAGCAGGUCCAGAAAUCAUUCCCAACUUUUGCUUUAUUCUCCACCAGCCCUGGGACCCUGAAGUGGGGUGGGGCUCCAAGCCCCUUAGAGCUCAUGUGGAGUUGAAGUGCAGGUCUCACACAGCCACCAGGUGGCAGCACUGAGCCCUUGCUCGGGCCCCGGACGUCCCAAGAAGGGGCCUGGGAGGUAACUACCUGUCCACUGGGCCCUGAUGAUGGCCUGGACUCUCUUAAGUGACACCCAUCUCUGCUGUUUCUGGGCCAGAUGGAGAGGAGAGCCCCAGACAUGACAACACGAAGGAGCAUUAAGCCUGCCUGGGGAGGGGGUGGACAAGGGAAAGUACUGGAGUGACUUGUGCCAGACUGGAACAGGCCAGGGGAGACCACACCGCUGAGGGGGAGGCAGAAGGAGCUUGCUGGCAUUUAAAUGUCCCCAGCAUCCCUGGCACUGAGCACAGUUUUCAGGGGCUUUGGGGCUCUGUGGCACGGUGUAGGCUUUAGAGCAUCUAGGGAAGUGUCCACCUUCUGCCAAGCUGGAGGGCGGGGUUUGUCCACAGGGGAGGGGGCGGGUUCUGCGAGUGAUUCCAGGCCCCGCCCGUUCUUGGAGGUGGGAUGUUCCCUGGCUCCCAGGGAGGGCCUCCUGACUAAUAAAGACUGUGAAACUUGA